UGGAAGCGGCGGUUUCAGUCGCUCGCGAGCCUCCACCGUGGAAGUUUCUACCCGCGUUCGUCCGCUUGCAAUCGUGCGUAACGAGGCCGACAGAUCGCGAACAUACGAGAGAACAUCGUUAAAGAGUGAUCGAAAGAUAUCUGUUCUAAGAUCCGAGUUAAUCUGUGAAUUAAUUCAAUUGAUCGAAUAUAAAAAAAAGGAAAUCUAUCGAUACAUGGAUCAAAGUGUAACUGGUGAACGAGGAUGAGGACGAUUCUGUACCCUCGUUUUUAUCUGUGCACCGACCACUGCGGCGAGUAAAUCAUCGACUGAACAGGUGGAAAUCAUGCGGGGGUGUUUGUUCCUGAUUCUCUGUGCCGCAGGCAUGUCGGCCGUGGUGGUACAAUCCUACAAUGUCAGUAUUAAUCAUACGGUGGAGAACCGGCGUAGGAUCGGCCGGCAAAACGAGAAUAUAAGGCGUUACGCAUGUCCCAUAGGAUUCUUUCGAUUGAAAAGAUAUUGCUAUUAUUUAAGCGGAGGCACGGCACCCUGGAGGGAUGCAUACUUUCACUGCAAAGAUAGAAACGCCACCCUGGCGAUCCUCGACAGAAAUGGAAAGGACAGAAUGCUAAGGAAAUAUUUGAUGAGCGACCAGUUCACCGAAUUAGAAAGAUGGAUCGGUGGAAUAUUUAACUGGCAACAAAUGGCGUGGGAAUGGGGAGUAACCGGUGAAAAAGUGGUCUUUCGAAAUUUCGGCAGACCACAAACUGAACAAUCUAAACAACAAUACGCCUGGCACUGUAUCACGAUCGAUCCCGCUCUAAAAUAUAAAUGGAGUCCACGAAGUUGCGUCGAACGAAAACAUUAUAUAUGCGAAGUGGAAGCUGGCCGCAUAGCUAGAAGACGCAAAAAGACGACUGAUCCUUUCGCGCCGCAAAACCAAAGAUUAAAGCCCCGAAAGAAGGGCAAGAAGUACUCGAAAGAACCGCGUAAGCCGACCAAACAGAACAAACAGCGAUCAUGGAGAAAGAAUUUUGUGGAACAGAAUGCGAACAACUAUUGGGUGCACGGUGUUAAAUUGGGUUCAAUGCCACCGUCCAACCUGAGAAUGGGACACCCGAAGAACCGAUUGCGGCAUCACUCGAAUAGAACUCAAGCGAAUUAUCCAAAAGUGUCACAAGUCGUGCCCCAAGGACCAGAAUACAGUGCAUUUUUGGCUAACGGAGCCAACAGUCGGUAUCCACAAAGCCUAACAGACCUAGGCAAAACCUUCUCUCAAUACUCUGGCAAAAUGAACGAACUGGCGAGUGAAGAAGUUCUGAUAAAACCUUGAGCAAAUACGCUACCAACGUUCAGGAUAUUUAAUUGAACUCUUUAUUUGAUAGCUUUAAAUGUUAUCGAUUAUAACCACUUGAAAUUUCUAUCUUAAGUACGUUUCGCCAUACGUUGCGUUUGCCUAUGAAUUUGCCAAUGGACCAUGAUCACCGGACUAAUCAAAAUAUCAUAUAAAAAAAAUUAAGUUGCAUAAUAUUAUUAUAGUAGAUGAAUUUCUUUUACCGUGGGUCUGCAAUGAUCCUUACACAAAAAUGCAUUUAAUGCAACACAUCUUAAGUGCACUAUAAUGCAUUGGCUACGUUACAUCAAUAUUGUAAUAUCAAAAAUACUGAAAAUUUUACAAUAUUACCACUUAUUUCAUUUAAACGUUAUUAUUAAUAUUGAUCGGUCAUUAGCGACCAACAGGGCAUGCAACAUGUUAACUAAUCUAUUAAAGGAUCAAUCGUCAUUUCGUUUCCACUUUGCGGAAAUUGAAAUUUGAACUUUCGAAACCGAACACAGACUGAAAUAAUUUGCUUAUUUAACAUUGGCGAAACAUUCUUUCAUGUUCCUCUCUCUAAAUAGGCAUUAGAUUUUUGGGAAUAUAUUUGUUUAGUUCGUAAUGUUACCUCGAUUUAAUGAUUAUAUCCAUGUUCAUACAUUGCUUAUAAGUACCUACAUUUAGAUUUCAUUGAAACUUCACGUUUAUUUAAUUUCCGAAACUAAUUUUCACUUGCAACUAAAUGUAGGUGGUUCGAAGACAUUUAUGAGAAGAAAUUUCUAACGAAAGACAACAUUGAAAAUAAUGUUUCUUUUAUCUUUCCUUUAGUUAAUUUAUUUCUAUUCCAUGAAAAAUCAUUCAUAAAGAAUAAAUUUUUCUUAAAUAAAUGUCUUCCCUUUCACUUUUUUUUUUUAAUAUAAAACAAUAUGUUUAAUUUUAAAGUUUCAUUUUCGCGACAUUUGAAUAUUUAAUGUUGUAAUGUAAUCAUCGUAGGUCGUAAUGUAUCACAAAUAGUCAAACUGCUUGAAUAUUGAUAGCUGUAAUUAUAUUUAAAUUUUCAAGCACAUUUCAUUAUCAAUCAACGGUGUACUGAUUCUAUAUUAACAUUACCUUAAAUCAGAAAACUGUAUUUGAUGUUUCACAUGUUAUUUAGUAUAUACUGUCAAUAUAUCGAUAAAAAUUUCAAGACUUUUUAUUUUGUACGGUUUAAUUUAACGAUAAUGUAUAAAUAAGUACGAUAGAAUUAAAGGAUUUUUUUACCGGUAAAAUAUUGCAGGAUUUAAGUUAAUAAGACUCUAUUUUAAUUGUAAGCCAAAUGUUUCCGAAACACAGGAUGUCCCAUGCAAAUGGUUUAAGCUAUGCAAUGUAACAAAUGCAAUUUCGUUUAAAAAAAAUAAAUUUCGAAACUGUGAGCUUCUUUGACGUCAAUCAGUGCAUUUUUUUAUUCUCUACACAAAAGUAUUAAAGUACCUAGGUCGAAAAUUAAUAAAUUCAAAAGCUAUCUUGAAUGAGAAAUUAUUUUUUUUAAUUCUGUACUUUUGUCGACGUCAAAUCCUGCAUCAUGUUAUUCUCUAUAAAAAAUUAUUAAGGUACUUGGUUCCAAAAUUGAUUAGUUCAAAAGAUAUCUUAGAGAGAAACAGGGAGAGCCUAGCAGUCUCUUCCAAAGAUAUUUUUUAAACUAAUCAAUUUUCGAUUUAAGUGCCUUAAUACUUUUUUGUAGAGAAUAAAAAGACGCUUCGAUUGACAUAUAAAAAAAUGUAUCAUUCCAUAAAAAAAAGAAACAAAAAACGAAAUUGAUCUUGAAAUCUUUCGAACGCCUCUACUUCAGGAACCAACUCAACGCCAUUUAAUUUUCCCUAAUGACAUAAUUUUCUAUCUUCUACGAUGUUAAGACUAUAACUUAGCCCAGUUGCAUAGUAUAACCCGUGUCACGCGAUAUGCUUAAAUUAUAUUUAAGUAGAUUAUGAUAUUUGAAUUUGAAAAUUAUUAAUCCGUAUGUGUUUAACACUGUCUAAAAGGCACGGAUUUUAUUUACAAUUAAGCUAUAUUUGUAACGAGUAAACUUGGUGCGACUUGUUUUGCACUGUUUUGUUUGUAAAUACGAUAAUAUGAGGAUUAUCGAAAUCUCUGUUCAGUAUUUAAUAUAAUGUACAUUACGUCAAUAAAAAUUAUAUGUCAA
Osmia lignaria (orchard mason bee) is the source of this 3473-nucleotide messenger RNA. RefSeq lists its product as uncharacterized. Lineage: Eukaryota; Metazoa; Arthropoda; Insecta; Hymenoptera; Megachilidae. The record is from RefSeq and is a predicted model, not a curated record.